Nothobranchius furzeri (turquoise killifish) is the source of this 1883-nucleotide messenger RNA. Its product is annotated as adaptor related protein complex 1 subunit sigma 2. Gene Ontology annotation, biological process: intracellular protein transport; vesicle-mediated transport. Gene Ontology annotation, cellular component: AP-1 adaptor complex; intracellular membrane-bounded organelle; membrane coat. The record is from RefSeq and is a predicted model, not a curated record. NCBI's taxonomy places the organism in Eukaryota, Metazoa, Chordata, Actinopteri, Cyprinodontiformes, Nothobranchiidae. Gene Ontology annotation, molecular function: clathrin-cargo adaptor activity.
CAGAAUCUUUGCUGUGUUGACCAAUCCCUGCGCUUGUUCUCACACCCAGCAUUCGCUAGGCAGUUUAGCAUCGAGCAGAAGGAGGAACUAAUCAUCUGACAGAUAGAAGUGUCUUUUGGCUCUCUAUGAUGCAGUUCAUGCUGUUGUUCAGCCGGCAGGGGAAGCUGCGGUUACAGAAAUGGUAUGUUCCUCUGUCUGACAAGGAGAGGAAGAAGAUCUCGAGAGACCUGGUCCAGACCAUUCUGGCCAGGAAGCCCAAGAUGUGCAGCUUCUUGGAAUGGAGAGACCUCAAGAUUGUGUACAAAAGAUAUGCCAGUCUGUACUUCUGUUGCGCCGUUGAGGAUCAAGAUAACGAGUUGAUCACCCUGGAAAUCAUCCAUAGAUACGUGGAGCUUCUGGACAAAUAUUUUGGCAGCGUGUGUGAGCUUGAUAUUAUCUUCAACUUUGAGAAGGCCUAUUUUAUCCUGGAUGAGUUCUUGCUGGGCGGAGAGGCCCAGGAAACAUCCAAAAAGAAUGUGCUGAAGGCCAUCGAGCAAGCCGACUUAUUGCAGGAGGAAGCAGAGGCCCCACGUAGUGUCUUAGAAGAAAUUGGGUUGACAUAAAUCCCCCUGCUUCUCACACUGAUCUGAUCACAUCCAUGCCUCCAUUGUGUCUUCUCCUCAUUUACCGUGUCAGUGUUGUGUUUGUAUAACCACCAUGAGUGUACUGUAUUAUGUACUAUCCUGUAAUGUCCUUUCAGUGUGGUGCCAACUGUGGUGUUAUUGUGUCUCCUCACUACGAGCUCCGUCACCGUCAUCUGCAGCAUUUAGCAUCACUUCUCGCUCUGCAGAGCAAUGUAGCAUGAACAUGACAAACCCAGCAUGAUAUUAAGAUCAUUCAUCAUCACCGAUGGUGGAGUUUGAUGUUUUAAGUCCUGCUGGCACCGCUCGUCUUUUCCCAUCACAGGGAUUUAUGUUAGCGAUGGCAGAAUCUGUGGACAGAGCAUCUCACCUCAGCUGGUCAUGGUGAUUUUCACUACAGCAGACGAAUGCAGUUUAGUUAUUAAAACGCCAAAUAGCGAACAGCAAAAAGUGGUUCAAAUCUGUUUACACGGACUCUCAGGAGUCCUCGCUACAUUAAAUUGCAUCAGUUGUUUCAUAGAUUCAAAUAUGAGGUUUUGUUCUGUUUGGAUACUAGAAACACAUUUCAGAAGUCUUCUUUAUGCCUUUUUUAUUUGUCUACAUUUUCCUUUAUGAGAGGUAGGUGAUUGAAUUUGAGUGAAGCUUCAAAUCCUGCGUUAUUUUUCUUAAAGGUUAUUAGAUUCUGUUACAAAUUACAGUAACAUGACCACCUUGGGAUUAAAGAAUCCAAAACAAGUCUUGGUAUUAUACUUUGCAUAGGAAGUUUCUGUAAAUGAUGUCUUUAAUUUUUUUUUUUUUAGAAUCUUUUUCCUUCAUGACCUGCUAGUGAAAUCUGUUGCUCCUUUAGUCUUCAGACGGGAUGGAAUUGUCACCUAAUUAAAACAUUUCAAUUGUAAAAGUCUGGCUGACACUUUAAAAAACUAACUUAUGACCAAAGAGCACUGUGCUUAAUCUUCUUUAUGGUGUCUUAAGUUCUAAAGUGGCAGGAAGAGGAUUUUUGUGAGUUAUUUCUCUAGUUUACCAGCGUUGUGUUCUUACGUCAGCUUGUUAUAAACAGGUCUGUGGACAUGCGUGUGGUUUAGAACAUAUCAGUGUUUUUGUCCCAGUAAACAGCAGGGCAACAAACCAGCAACCCAUCAGUCGAUGCCCAUCUCCAAUAAAUAUCUUUUUCCAGUUUUGAUUUGUUCUCAAUAAAUCAUUUUGUAUUCAGCACUGCCAACACCUUUUCUGACACUUGAAAGUGAAUAAAUGUACUGAAGAUGA